AUGUCAGAGGUCUGCCUCCGUCUUACUACCCUUCAACGGCGCGAGGAUGGAUUGGCGAAACGAAGAAUCGGAUCAAUCGAGCGGUACAUCGAGCGGACAGUCGAGAACUUGAAGUGGGAUGAGAACGAUCAUCCCGCGGAGAGGACGAAGGAUGCUGUCGCUGCUGCAGUUCUGGAUCAUAACGUUUGCUCCGAAGGAGUUCAGGUUGAAAUUGGGACUUGCAAGGAUAUUGGAAAUUUCACGUCUGCUUUGCAGAGUCUGGAGCUUGAGACGACGAAUCACCCAGGCUUCAGAACAAAUUACAUGCAGACAGAUUACUUCAAUGAUUCCGAACAGGAGGAAACUGUUCCAGUUUUCAAGACGAGAGAAAAAUCUACUUUCGAAUUGGUAGUCCAGGGACCAGAAAUCUUAAUUUUCCAGGGCAUCAGGCAUUCUCCUGCGGAUAUCGCACCCUAUUGGAAGAAGGAUUCUCGGAUGUGGCUGUGGAAAUCGGUUCGGCUCGCGAGGAGGUUAAAAAGUAUCAAAGCAAAGGCUGCUCCUGCAAGCACCUUGUAUCGCGAGGAUCUUUCGUAGCGUAUACUUUUAUCUAACUGUACAUACAAAUUUUCGAAUCGUAAUUUUAUUUUUUUAUAUUUCAUUUCAUUUUAAUAUUCAAACAAUGUUGGUGACUCAUGUGAGAUAUUCUUUCA
This is a messenger RNA of Atta colombica, 689 nucleotides long. RefSeq lists its product as uncharacterized. The record is from RefSeq and is a predicted model, not a curated record. The coding region runs from base 1 to 573 and encodes 190 amino acids. The transcript is spliced from 4 exons. Lineage: Eukaryota; Metazoa; Arthropoda; Insecta; Hymenoptera; Formicidae.